AUAUCCCUGCGACUGUUUACGUUCCGUCAUGGCUCUGUUUCCAGCGUUUGCAGAAACUUCGAGUGAUAAAGUUGAAGAUUCGUCCAAAGAAUUAGGCUGGCUGAGCAAUACAAGUUUUCAGACCAGAGAUGCCUUCUCUCUUCACGGUCGGUUUUUAAAGAAGGAGACAAGUCUAAGCAGAGAGGUGAGUUCUGCUGAGGAGCAGAAAGAAAAAGAGGAUAAUGUGCCAUCCAAAAAGAAGAGGAAGAAGAGUGAAAAGAAGAAGAAAAAGAAGAAAAAACACAAAAAGAAGAGUGGGAGGUAUUCCGACAGCAGCGGCUCAGACUCUGAAACCACCUACCCCAGUGAUCUCAAAAGGGAGCAAGAGGCAGAUAGAUCACAGGUUGCUGCAUUAGCAAAUACUUUCUCCUGGUUAGAUGACCUCCAGUCGCCCGCAGAGCAGCCGUUCUGUAUGGACCGUAAGCCAGACCAAGCCAACUGGACGUAUAAGUCCCUGUACAGAGGAGAUGUAGCGAGGUAUAAGAGGAAAGGCAUCUCAUCAUUGGGUCUGGACCUUCGCAGACAGGGAGUCAGCUGGGAGGAGUCGGAGUCGAAUAAGAAACAGAAAGGCAGGGACAAGAGGAAAGCAGCAGACAGAUACUUCUCUGCAGUCAGUCGCCAGCUGCUGAGGUCCCAAUUAGCUCUUCCUACGUUACCAAAGAGUCCUGAUUGUCGUGAUGUCAUCAGUGCCAUCACUUUCCUCCCUCUGGGUGAUCACGAAGGAGAGAACAAUGGAGGACAGACGGUUGGCAGAGUGCAGACAUCAUCAGUUAAUCCUCUCGGUGUGUACGACUCCUCCACGGCCCUCUGGCUGCAGGGGAAGGGACAGCCGGAGCAGACAGAGCAGCAGAAACAGGACGUACAAACAGGGGAGAGCUCUGUGCUAAUGGCCCGGAGGACUGAGGAGUUCAACCGGAAGCUCAGAGAACAGCCAUCAGACACACAGCUAUGGAUAAAAUUCAUACAUUACCAGGAUGAGCUGAGUUCAGCAGAGUUUGGAGGCGAGGAGGAACAGCAGGGCAGCCAUUCGACUGAGCACCGCAAGUCUUCCUACCGAGCAGUCCUGGACAAAAAGCUGUGCAUCGCAGAGCGCGCUGUGGAAACCAACCCCACCUCCAUAGCUCUGCAGCUGGAGAGGCUCCGGCUCUGCCAGGAGCUCUGGGAGCCCUCGGUUCUGGCUAAAGAGUGGAAGAAACUGGUGUUCCUCCAUCCAAACAGUGCCCCCUUGUGGAGGGAGUAUCUGCUCUUCUCCCAGAGCUACUUUAGCAACUUCACUGUGCCAAAGGUCCACUCUGCCUACGGGAAGUGUCUGAGCACGCUCAGUGCCGUGCAGGAUGGCAGCAUGGUCUCUCACCCAGCCCUGCCAGGGAUUGAGGAGGAUAUGUUGGAUAUCUUCACCCAGCAGUGUCAUUUCCUGCGUCAGUCUGGUCACUCAGAGAAGGCGAUUUCUCUGUUUCAGGCCAUGAUCGACUUUACUUUUUACAAACCUGACAGCGUACGAGAACUCUCCACCAAACAGCAGGUGGAGUUCUUCGAGCCGUUCUGGGACAGCGGUGAGGCAAGAGUUGGGGAAUUGGGGGCCAGAGGCUGGAAAGCCUGGAUGCUCCAACAAGAGCGUGGGGGAUGGCUACAGCCCAGUGCAGAUGAGGAUGAGGAGGAGGAGGAAGAUGAGGAGGAGGUGAAGGAUCGGAGCCGGCCCAGAGGGACAGUGUGGCUCGAUGUGGAGUGUUCUCGUGAAGCAGCUCAGUGGUUGCCCUGGCGGCCGGACAAAGCCAAGGGCCAAUCAGAAGAGGACUGUGAGGACCCUGACAGACAGGUUUUAUUUGAUGACAUUGGUCCAUCCCUAAUUUGUCUGCCGUCACCAGAGCUGCAGAUACGUUUUCUUCUCCAUUUCCUGUCAUUCCUGGGGCUGCCUGUAGAUUCUGUUCUCUCUCCUGCCCCCUGUCAGCCUGGCCUGCUGCUGGAGAACCUCUCUUUGCUCACUCAGGGUAUUGAGCUCCAGCGUCCUAUGACCUCCUACAACCUACCUGAACUCGGGGUUAACUCUGUAGGUCACAUGACCACCCUUCAGGGAACAAAGAAAUGGGUGGGGCUUGGAAAGCAGGGCGAGAGGUUUGUCACCAACGUGUUCAAUAUGGUCCAACCCGUCCUUCCUCUUCAUCACCGAGCUGUUCUGUCACUCAGUUGGAUGCAGUACGAGAAACUCAAGGUUGUGCGCUGCUUAUGCAGUGGCAACAAAAAACGUCUCCGUCCUCAAGGCAAGAGCAGCAAGCGGGUUGCCAAGCGACUGCUUAAAGAACCCGACAACCGCUCCUCGUUGGUGCUGUGGCGGGAGUAUGCUCACCUGGAAUGGAUGCUGGGAAACCUGGAAGAAGCUCGCAAAGUCUUCUCCACGGCCACAGAGAUUGGGGGAAGCAAAGGGUUAAGUAGCCCAACCCUCUGUGAGCUGUGUCUGCUGUGGUCCCAGCUAGAGGUGGAGGACCAGGCAGGGGGGCAAGGAGGGGGACAAACUGAUGUAACUAUGUCCCCAGCUGUGCUGGUCCUAACCAGGCUAGCAGAAGGAACCUCCUCUUCCUUCUCUUCAUCCUCCCUCUCCCCAGUAGCUGUCCUGAAAGCCAGGAGGUCUUACGAGCAGGCUCUGACGGCCAGCUUGUCAGCCCUGGACCAAGUUCACAACAACCCUCAGACCAACGCAAAAGGUCAAGAGGACCUGCUUGGAGAGAAGCUGAGGCUGAGUGGUCUGGUAGGCUGCUACGCUCUGUUCCAGUACCUCACCGUGGGCAUCCAAGCUGCUAACACUGUCUACAGCCAGGCCCGAGAAAAGAUGGAGGCACUGCAUCGCACACUCGACGAGCAAUUAAAGAGUGAUGAUGAAACCACCCCUGCAGCUGAUUCCAGCCAUGUUCACAAGCUAGCUUCUGAGUGUCAGGUAUUGGCAGUACAGCAGGCAGCCUUGCUCAGAUACCACAACAGCACCAGUGUGUUUCCACUGGCAACACUGAGACAAAUGCUGACCUCUGCCCUCUCAACCUGGCCUGGCAGCGCCCCUCUCUGGUGCAUAUAUGCACAGGUGGAGAACCGUUACCAUAGCGCUGGCAGGGCACGCCGCUUUUUCCAAUCUGUAACCAGGGAAAGCAGCAGUGUGGUUCCACGCCUCUUUGCCAUUGUUACUGAACAACAAAGGAAGCAGCUGGUGGAUGCUGCUCAGAGGUCCUGUUGCAGUGACGCUACCUUACCUGCCUUCCUGCCAGAGAAUGGCCUCAGCAACCGUAUCCGUGGACUGUUUGAAAGCGCCAUAGCAACAGAAAUGGGUGCUCGCUGUCCUUUACUUUGGAGGAUGUAUAUGUACUUCCUGGUGUCAGAAGGGAAGGUGGAUAAAGCCACUGGGAUCUUCUAUAAAGCCUUACAGAAUAUUCCCUGGGCCAAGGGUUUGUACAUGGAUGCGGUACAGCUGUUCCCCAAGCAACUGCAGGAGUUUGUAGAUCUGAUGACAGAGAAAGAGCUUCGACUCAGACUGCCUUUGGAAGAACUGGAUAUACUACUGGAAGACUAAACACACACACACACACACACACACACACACACACACACACACACACACACACACACACACACACACACACACACACACACACACACACACACACACACACACACACACACACUGGUCAAGUACUCACUUUGAGUUUGCUUUUCUGGUAACAUGCCAACCCACAUACUGGCACACUUGUUAAGAAUAGCAGACAUACGCAAAGUCAGAUGCUCUCUCACACACACACACACACACACACACACACACACACACACACACACACACACACACACACACACACACACACACACACACGGUUCCUGUAUUGAGCAGUGAAGUUUCAACAAUUUUAUCCAAAGAUGGACAAAGAGCCAUCCUGUGUACAUAAUAUCUGAAGAUGCUUUAUUUUCACAGCAAAUAAAACAAUGUCAAUAAAUAUGAUUCUCAUCCA
Messenger RNA from Hippoglossus stenolepis (Pacific halibut), 4022 nucleotides. RefSeq names its product NRDE-2, necessary for RNA interference, domain containing (gene nrde2). Bases 29 to 3592 code for a protein of 1187 amino acids. The transcript is spliced from 19 exons. Gene Ontology annotation, molecular function: protein binding. Lineage: Eukaryota; Metazoa; Chordata; Actinopteri; Pleuronectiformes; Pleuronectidae. The record is from RefSeq and is a predicted model, not a curated record. Gene Ontology annotation, cellular component: catalytic step 2 spliceosome. Gene Ontology annotation, biological process: RNA processing; regulatory ncRNA-mediated post-transcriptional gene silencing; negative regulation of RNA catabolic process.